AAUAUAUCAAGAUCCGUAAGCACAAGUAGUUUCAAAGCAUCUUUUGUACUCUAUCUAUUACAACUACGAUCUUAUCUAUCAUUCAACCAUGGAAAAAUACACUGAUAGUGGAACUAGCGCUCAAGCUUUGACCCUUAGAGCUGUCGGUUUCACAAAUGCGCAAAUCCAACAGGUUACCGGCAUCCCUCCAGACUUUGAACAAUAUUCUCGACCGUGCGGUCAAGGCCGGAUACGAGCCUGUGACUUCUGACGGUGUUAUGGGCAAAUUAAUAGCUCCCACGUUACCAACGUACCAAAGUCUGGUCGCCCUCGCAAGCAAGAAGCUAUUCAGGAAGAGGUCCUUGCUAAGAGGGGCGAGUCUCCGCCAUGACGGUAUGGCGGAUUCUGCGGAAGGCUAGUAUGAAGAAGACGAAGCCUACUCGAAAGCCUGGGCUAACGAAAUGCGGGUAGCGAGAUUGAAGUGGUGUCUUGAUCAUGAAGAUUGGACCCUUA
Molecule: messenger RNA, 492 nt
Organism: Lasiosphaeria miniovina
Lineage: Eukaryota; Fungi; Ascomycota; Sordariomycetes; Sordariales; Lasiosphaeriaceae
Exons: 2
Coding region: 156-398 (80 amino acids)
Source: RefSeq, a predicted model, not a curated record